UAAAACAGAAUUACAGUGCGCAGUGCCAGUAUGCACUCAUCACCAAUAUGGUUUCCAGUUCUUUCAUUGCAUCCUUAUUAUAUAUAGUUCCCGCUCCCUCCCCAUUUUCUUGCUUCAUUUUUGUCUCUCCCUAUUCGCUGUAGCAAUUCUACUCUCCUAUCCCAAACGACGGACGAAGUGCCUUGAAAGAAUGUCAUCUUUCACAUCACUGAACUUUCUAGAAGUUACAAAUGAAGCAGGAGCGGCUCCUCGUCCGCCUUCUUCGACUCCGUUUUCUGAAGAUAGUGAGAAAGAAGUAGAAGCUUCGUCGGGGAAAGAGGUGGAACCAGUGGAUUCUUUGAAUUUGAUCGACCUUCAACAGAAAGAAGAACGCACCACGCUGAUUGAGGAGCAGCUUUCGGAGACUCUGGAGAAAGAAAGUGACCAAGUGAGCGAGAAAUCAUCUGAUUUUAUCGUGUUUCGGAAGUGUAAGUUUGCUGAGAAUUCUCUACCCUCACAAGAGAAAAAUAUUUUCAAAGACGACGGGGUUUCUGAAUAUGUUGAGAAACCUUCGUCAGGUUCUUUAGAAACUGACAACGUAAAAUCAACUAAUAAUGGUAAGGCAUCCCUUGAAUCAAGAGAGGGAGGAACUUCAUAUACACGAAAAGAGAAAUGUCAAGACUCUGUUGGAAACGAAGAGUCAUAUACAUCGCAGGAAGAAAAUGAAUCGACUGAGAAACCGGAGGAAAAGCUGAAGAAGACGGUGAGAGUUCAUAGCAACGAGAAUAUAUCUGAUAACACCAGCGUGGCUCAUACGUCCUUGAAGUCGUGUGCUAGCGUAGGCACAGGUUUUGAGAAGAACUUUGAACUGAAUAGCAUACUUUCUGCUAUUAGAUCGAACGGCUUUCUUGAGGGGAGAGCGGAGAAUGGUGCGAUGGUGGAAGAAGCGUGGGAAACAAUCCAGAAAUCUUACGUAUAUUACAAAGGCAAGCCUGUAGGUACCCUUGCGGCUAUGGAUCCUACUGCCGAGGCUUUAAAUUACAAUCAGGUUUUUGUAAGAGACUUUGUUCCCAGCGGUUUAGCCUGUCUAAUGCGAUCAGCCAGUGCUGGUGGUGAUCCAGUAAUAGUGAAAAACUUCCUGUUAAAGACUCUUCAUCUUCAAGGCUGGGAGAAAAGGAUAGACAACUUCACACUUGGAGAAGGUGUCAUGCCUGCCAGUUUUAAAGUUCUUUAUGAUUCGCAUCGGCAAAAGGAAACCUUGGCUGCAGAUUUUGGUGGCAGUGCAAUAGGAAGAGUUGCUCCUGUUGACUCUGGGUUCUGGUGGAUUAUACUGCUAAGAUCAUAUACCAAGUGCACACAGGAUUAUACACUUUCAGAAAUGCCUGAGGUGCAAAGAGGAAUGAAGCUGAUUCUUAACCUUUGCCUUUCAGAUGGAUUUGACACUUUUCCGACACUUCUGUGUGCAGCUGGGUGUAGCAUGAUUGAUAGGAGGAUGGGAAUUUAUGGAUAUCCAAUUGAAAUCCAAGCGCUCUUCUAUUUUGCACUGAGGUGUUCAAGGCAGAUGCUGAAACCAGAACGAGAUGGCAAGGAACUCAUUGAGCGCAUUAAUAACCGCAUCACAGCUCUCAGUUAUCACAUCCAAAAAUACUACUGGUUAGAUUUCACACAGUUAAACAACAUAUAUCGUUACAAAACUGAAGAGUAUUCCCACACAGCAGUCAACAAGUUCAAUGUAAUCCCUGAGUCCAUUCCUGAUUGGGUGUUUGAUUUUAUGCCCUUACGAGGGGGAUAUCUGAUUGGUAAUGUCAGCCCAGCUCGAAUGGACUUCCGCUGGUUUUUGGUUGGAAACUGCAUUGCAAUCUUGAGUUCACUAGUCACACCUGCACAAGCAACUGCAAUUAUGGAUUUGAUUGAGGAGCGUUGGGAGGACUUGAUAGGAGAGAUGCCUUUGAAGAUCGUUUAUCCAGCACUGGAGGGUCAUGAUUGGAGAACUGUUACUGGAUUUGAUCCAAAGAAUACACGAUGGAGUUACCAUAAUGGUGGAACAUGGCCAGCUCUGAUAUGGCUACUCACAGCAGCAUGUAUAAAGACCGGAAGACCUCAAAUUGCAAAACGAGCCAUAGAGCUGACGGAACAGCGCCUUUCAAAAAAUGGAUGGCCGGAGUACUAUGAUGGUAAGUCUGGGCGUUAUGUUGGGAAACAAACGAGGAAAUAUCAGACAUGGAGCAUUUCUGGCUACUUGGUCGCCAAGCUGAUGAUUGAGAACCCAGCCAACCUCCCCAUUAUCUCUCUUGAAGAAGAAAAAAGGAUUUCCAAGCCAAAGCUCACCCGCUCUAUCUCUUUCUAAGAAACAAGAGGAAAGGGAUAUUCUUGCAAAUUCUCUACAUUAGCAAUUUAUUUUUUCUUUUAAAGAAUGACGGUGAGAAAUGAGAAUGUAUCCA
Molecule: messenger RNA, 2420 nt
Organism: Gossypium arboreum
Lineage: Eukaryota; Viridiplantae; Streptophyta; Magnoliopsida; Malvales; Malvaceae
Product: probable alkaline/neutral invertase F
Exons: 5
Coding region: 191-2326 (711 amino acids)
Biological process (GO): sucrose catabolic process
Molecular function (GO): sucrose alpha-glucosidase activity; endo-alpha-N-acetylgalactosaminidase activity
Source: RefSeq, a predicted model, not a curated record